This is a messenger RNA of Limulus polyphemus (Atlantic horseshoe crab), 7074 nucleotides long. RefSeq names its product transmembrane and TPR repeat-containing protein CG4050-like. Gene Ontology annotation, biological process: protein O-linked glycosylation via mannose. NCBI's taxonomy places the organism in Eukaryota, Metazoa, Arthropoda, Merostomata, Xiphosura, Limulidae. The coding region runs from base 226 to 2745 and encodes 839 amino acids. The transcript has 22 exons. The record is from RefSeq and is a predicted model, not a curated record. Gene Ontology annotation, cellular component: endoplasmic reticulum. Gene Ontology annotation, molecular function: mannosyltransferase activity; protein binding.
AUUGAGACGCGAAGUUCUUACCAUUGGUAAACAUCGACAAAGACGGGCUAUCAGGCUUUCCAUGAACAUAUAGAAACUAACACUCUAAUACUUAUUUACAGUGGGAAGAGAAGUCUUGAUAUCUUAUCAACGUUUGGUGUAUAAGCAAGCUCCUGUUCACGCUGUUGUGGGUUCUUUUCCUGGAGCAACUAGUUGUAUGUAAUACAGCUUACACUUUAUACAACAAUGAGCCAACAACCAGACAGGUUUUAUCCUUUAGCUGUUGCAGCCACAGCCCUGACAGUAUACAGUACUUCUCUUGGUGGCAACCUCGUAUUUGACGACAUAGCUGCCAUUCAGGAGAACCGCGACGUGCGCCCAUCUAGUCCAUUCAUCAACCUUUUUCUUGACGAUUUUUGGGGAACGCCGCUACACAAGGAACAAAGCCACAAGUCAUACCGUCCAUUCACUGUCUUCACAUUCAGACUCAAUUAUGCCGUCCACGGUCUACAACCUUUAGGUUAUCACGCGAUCAACGUUCUGCUUCAUGCCUUAGUAUGCGUCUUGUAUUACAGGUUGUGCCUCCUCUUCUUGCCUCGUUUUGUCAGCUCUGUCGCCGCCAUUUUGUUUUCCGUCCAUCCGAUUCACACAGAAGCAGUUUUUGAUAUGAUUCGUCACGUAAGUCUCUUCGUUGAUAUGAAUAAUGUUACAACAGACCCUCAAAGGUGGCGCUGUUGUGCAGAAACUGCAGCCUUGGCAGUAUGUGGAACGCUAUGUAAAGAACAGUGUUUGACCGUUCUGGUGGUCUGUAGCUUCUACGAUUUGCUCUCGUUAAAGGUUUCCUGUCUCACUCACAUUUGGCAGUGUGUUCUACUAGGCCGGGGAGUGGUGUCUCUAUGGAUACGAAAAUCGCUGGCCCGAAUUGGAUUUUUAGGGUUAACAGCUCUUCUGACGAUAGUGAUACGGUUUAGGCUGAUGGGUCCACAUUUACCACAGUUCAACAGGUUUGAUAACCCGGCUUCUGUCUCUCCAUUCCCCGCUCGCCAACUAACUUUCAGCUAUCUGCUAUCUUUGAACGCCUGGCUUCUACUUUUUCCUUGUGAUCUUUGUUGUGAUUGGACCAUGGGUACCAUCCCAUUAGUGACGUCAAUAGAAGACCUGAGGAAUAUUUCUACGUUAUGUUUUUGCGUAGUUUUGUUUCUUUUGUUACGGAGCUCUUGGCUUUCAGAGGAAAGUCAAAGGGUACCGUUACUUAUGGGUCUUUCUUUGUCUGUUCUACCGUUUUUGCCAGCCUCCAAUCUGUUUUGCCACGUUGGAUUUGUUAUUGCUGAGCGUGUCCUCUACCUUCCUAGCAUGGGUUUCUGCAUCCUUAUUGCCAUUGGAUGGACACAUUUAUGGCGAGAUAGACGCCUGAGGGGGUCGGCUGUGGUCGGCUUAGCACUACUGGUGACCAUCCACGGAAUGAAGACAGUUGUAAGAAACAGAGAGUGGGAAUCCGAUGAAACUCUGUUCUCUUCGGGUCUCCGGGUGAACCAGAAAAAUGCUAAGCUUUACAACAACUUGGGAAAAGUUUUAGAAGAACAGUCUCAGUACGAGGAAGCCUUACAAUAUUUCCAACAGGCAAUUAGAAUCCAGCCGGAUGAUGUUCGAGGUUACCUCAACUCUGGUCGGCUUUUCACACACAUGAAGAAAUAUCAAGAAGCUGAGCUUGUUUACCUCAAGGCAAAAUCCCUUCUCCCACAGGCCAAUCGUAUCAAGUCAUCAGAAGCUCGUAUUACUCAAACUCACCUACAACUGUUUCUCAAUCUGGCAUCACUGAUUUCGCGUAAUAACACCAGACUGGAAGAGGCUGACGCGCUGUACCAAGAAGCUAUCAAACUGAGAUCCGAUUACACCAGAGCUUACCUAAAUCGGGGAGAUUUCUUAAUGAAAAUUAACAGAACGAAAGAAGCGGAGGCUAUGUACGAACGAGCGUUACAGUACGAUACUCAUAACCCGGACCUUUAUCACAACCUUGGAGUAUUGUUAAUGGACCAAAGGAAAAAUCAAGAAGCCUUGGCCAUGUUUAACAGGGCGUUAGAUAUCGACCCGGAUCACGAACAAGCAUUAGUAAAUUCUGCCAUUUUAAUUCAAGAAUCCGACAUGGCUCUUCAUCAUAAACAGCUUGCAAGUGAGAGGUUACGAAAGAUGGUAGAAGGAGGUAAACAGAAUGAAUUGAUUUACUUUAACCUAGGGAUGUUAUCUCUAGAGAACAAGGAUAUUCUUGGAGCUGAACAGUGGUUGAAUAAAGCUCUACAGAUUCGUCCAAACCUCCGAAGUGCAUUGUUCAAUUUAGCACUGCUUCUUUCAGAAGACGGGAGACCCCUAGAAGCAUUUGUAUACCUUAAAAGGCUUCUACAGAACCAACCAGAUCAUGUGAAAGGAUUGAUAUUAAUAGCAGAUAUUUACGCAGGGCAUUUUGGAGACCUUGAGGCAGCUGAAGAGUGCUACAAAAAAAUCCUCCAAUCAGAUCCUGCCAACAUUCAGGGUCUGCAUAAUCUCUGCGUAGUCUAUUAUCGGCGUCAGCAGUUGGUAGAAGCUGAAGCUUGCUUCCAGCAGGCUCAUGUGCAAAGUCCAAAUACGGAAUAUAUACGCCAGCAUCUAGAAAUAACAAGACGCCAACUCCAGCAGGUGGCGGCACAGGUCGAAAAAGAAAAUCCUCUGAAAAGCAUACCACGUGAUCCAUCUGUUCUCCAACAAAUAUCACCAUCUCCGACAAUAAGGUGAUAAUACGUUUAACUGUUCACCAACUAAAAAGUAAGGUCACGUGCACUUAUAAACAAACCACGAUGACAAGAUUGUUUGAAAAGAAAUUGACAAACAUUUGAGUCAUUAUUCUGUCUUUCUUCUUUGGAAACAGCGAUAUAAUAACUAAAGUAAGGAGAAGAAAAUGAUAAAUAUACUACGUGCCAAGAUUAUAUGAUCAAUUUCAAUUCUUGAGCUUUUCAUAUUUGUGUGGUCAUUCUUUGAUUAAUAGAUAAAAGAUUUUUUUCCUGUGCUAUAAGUUAUGAAAAUCCAUGUUCAAGUUGUUUACUUUAACAACAAUGAUGUUCUCAUAGUAAAGACAGGGUACUGUGAUAUCCUUGGUUUCAUUGUCUUGCACGUCAAACAUAUUUAUUUCAAGAUAUAUUUUGCGAAAACACUACAUGAAUUAGAUUUUUUGAGGACUUUUUCACAUCAAAUUGAUUAUGCUCCCAUGCUUAAGAUCAUAAUCGAGUGAACUAAUUGAAACUUAAAUUUAUUUAUAAAUAGUCAACAUGUGUAAAUUCACAGUUAUACUUAGAAAGUUUUGUUUUCUAGUGAAUUAUAUUUGAUUUUAUGAGCACUAAAACUAAACCGCAUGAAACCACUUAAAAGGUAACAAUAACAAAAAUGUCAAUUAUAGUAUCAAAAUCAUCGUAAGUAGUGACGUUAUUGAUCACUGUUGUUCGACUACAAGUUAAUAGUUAUUUACAAGUUAUUAUAAAUUGUUAAGCCUAUUUUAACGUAUUUUCAGAUAUAGUAAAUGUGUAUUUGUUUCUGUAUGAAUGAUUUUCAUAUGUUUGAGAAGUAAUGUUGUGACAACAGGUUUGAGAUUCCUGGAAUAUUUGAAAGAAACUUGAAACUCCACAAAUAUCAUAAAUAAAUUCAAAAUAGCGUUCAAAUUUUGUAGUAUAUCGUUUUUCAUAGGAACCAAUCUUAGGAUGUUUGUUUCCCCUUCAUUUAGAAGUAAACUUGACUAAAACUACAAUGAAUGCUAACUAUAACUAUUUGAAUUUAAAAUUAUUUUUUCUUUAAUAAACAUUUUUAUCAGAGUUAAGUGAGUUUUCUUUGUGGUUGAAGCAGUUUUUAGUACAUAUCAUCAAGCCUUGCUAUCUCAGCUAAAAAGAAAGUGAAUAAAAAAACCGUAAAGUAUAGCAUAAAGUUGAAUAGGAUUCAAAGAUGGAAAAAUAACUUUGAAUAUUUCAUUCCAGGAUUUACGAAUUUAUUCCAUAUUCAUAUAAUUACAAAUGGAAAAUCUUAAAUCUAACCCAUGAUUAUAGCAGUCAUUUCAAUUCUACUGGCUCAUCACAUGAGAACAUAUUUUGUUUUCAUCUAUUCAAUUUCGAAAUCCUGUUGACACACACACACACACAAACAAACAAACCUUUGUUAUUUGAAAAGCUAAAAGAAGUAAGACAACAUAAUGUCUGACUGGCAGUUGUCUGGGCUCUUCAAGUCUUUUAAGUGUCAAAAUAUUAAGGUUGGUGAAAUUUUGAAAACAAACAAUGUGUGCUGUGGUUUAAUUUUUCUCUAUUCUAUGUGUGUUUUCAUAACCAAGUCAUUGGUCAAACUGACAAAUUUGAGUUUUUCUGAUUUUAUUUAUUCAUCUUGGCUCUUGAAAAAUAAUUUAUAUCACAUAGAAUGAGAAUCGUGAACAUUUAAGAGAAUUAAAAGUUUGUCUUCAGAGAAAACUAACGUUGUAAUUAUUUUUAUUUAAGGUAAGUAUAUUAUUCGUCUGACAUUUCUUUAUACUGGAUCUAAGAUGAACGGACGGGCGUUUCUUUUUAUUAACAAUUAAAACAUCUUACAAAAUCUAAAAAAAUACCAACGGUUCUUACGAACAGCCGUUUGAUAAUAGUCUAUUAUUAGUCUCUUAAAAGGUUUUCUUUUGAGUUUACAACAUAGAGUAUUCGAUCUUUCUCAGUCCAUUGCUCAUUUUUGUGGUAAAACUGAAACCAAGAUGCCAGCCUAGAGUUAGUCGGUGGUUUAAUAUGGCCCAGUAAUAAAUAAAACAAACUGUAUUCACAUCAUUUGAAAAUAAAGAAAAAGCUCAGUUCGUGUAACUUUAUUGGCAAUGAAGAAUGUUAUUCAAAUUGGUACCAUUCAAGGUAAGCCGAGUGUGGCUUAGUGGCUCACUUGCCUGAGUAUGGAUCUGAGGGUUCAUGUCUCAUGUCCCGUUGCCGUCAAAUCAGCUUCGCACUAUGAGACCGUGGCCGCGUUAUAAGAGUGACUGUCAAGUUCUUCUAUUCGAUUAGACAAAAUCACCCUAAGUGCUGGUGGUGGGUGUAUUUACCAGCUGCCUUUCCUCUAGCCUAUCAGUUCAAAAUUAGAGACAGAUAUACCUUGUGUAGGUUUGCGUGAAAAUUCAAAACAAACGACCAUUCAACACUUUCACCAUCAGCUGAUUGCCUAUGUUUAUUUUAAAAUUGUAUUCUAAAAUAAAACAUUCCAAAGUACGCUUAAAAGAAAGUUAAAUAUAGAAAUGUACUGAAUUUUUUCAAUAUUUGGGCUAUUUUGUGGAAAAAGUUUAGUAUUAGAAUCAUCGGCAUUUUGAUAAAACAAAGCAUAAGUGUACUUGAUUACAGUUUAGACUCUACCAGUAGUAUUUUUGACAAAUAUAUUUUGUUUGUUAAUUGUUAAUCUCAAAGUUAUUUAAUGGGCUACCCAUCACGGGUAUCUAAACUCAGUUUUUAAGAUUAUAAGUCUUCAGACUUACCGCCAGCCCACUCGUACUAUUAGGCAAUUAUGUAGUAUAAUCAAUCAUCACUGCACGAUUUUAAUGGAAACUAUUUUCCUCAAUACCUUAAGCUGUUCUAGAGUAUUUCAAAAGCAUUACAAAUAUGUAUCUGAAACGUUCAUUUUUUAAGAAAAGUUAAAAGCAUGUAUGUAUUCUAGCUUUGUUAGCAGUCGAAUGGGGUUUACAUAGAAAUGAUGUGCAGAUCUUUGAAAAUCGUAAAAGGUAUAUGAAAUAUUUUCACUUUUUCAUAACAGAACAUCGUAAGUUACAUUGUGAUAUUAUAAACGUUCGACCAGCUUAUUUUUAUCCUUACCAAAAUUUCACUUGGGCAUGUAAAAAACUCUGGCAACAUGCAAGAAAAUCCCUAUAAACUCCGCCGAUUAUAAGAGUUUAAUCUUUCCCUGAGAGGGGAGUCCUCGAGAAGGGGUGAUGUUAAUCUUUUGACGAUUAUCAGGAAGAAUACAUAUUUGUAAAGAAUGAAUCAUGAAAAUCGUGAAAAACAUAAAAUGAACCGUUAUAGACGCUCUAAGAACCAAUAUGGCAUGCAUAAUUGAAUUAAAAUUAAAUAUUCACAUUCAGGCGAUCUGAAGAAACGAUUCUUCUAGAUAUCGGAGCUUAUUAUACUUAAAUGAUACCAAAAGUCGAACACAGUUAUUUGUGUCUAUAAGAUGCAGUAAAAUAUGUUUAACAUGAAAUAUGUAAGUUUAUUAAUCUUCAUUUGAAUAUUGAAUGGAGUUAAAAUUAGUUACAUUAAUGAUUUUUUAAACUUCAAACAAAUACUUAAAUACAGAGGGCUAAAAACGUAUAUAUUAGAAAGAUCCUUGAGCUCUGAAUUUUAGACCUGUGACGCUGGUUUAGAUUUACCACUGUAAGAUUACUACAAAUCCUGAGCCAUGUAUGAUGUGUGGUGUGAUUUCAUUUUAAAUAAUAAAUACAAAUAUUACAUUCAUAGCAAUUUCAGAAGUAAGGUUUAUUUAAAUGACUGCAAACUAGCUCUAUAGAGUUUCAAAGUAAAAAUAUAAGGAAUAUUCUAAUCAAAUCCAAAUGCUUGAAAAACUCUAGUUUAUUUUAAUAUAAAUACACCUCUGAUCUUUAAACUAAAAAUUUUAAAUCUGUAAACAUUCGUACUAUAGAAAUGCUUUAUAUUUUUUUAGUAACUGAAUGUUAUAACUUUGCUACUAUGUUUCUUCUUUCAUUCUCUAAUUUUAUCAUGUUCAAAAGAUGUGUUGUAAAACCUUGCACUGAUUUACUUUAUUUAAGGCAUGCUUUAUCUGAGUUUAAACUAUAUCCACAUAUAAAUAUAUGCUUGUGCGAUCUUUUUUGACGAAGGUAAACUAUUGACUUUCUAUGGUAAUAUAAAGUCUCAAAUUGGUUCGUAUGUUUGAUACAGGAAAUCUACUUUUUCAUUACUGUCAUUAAAAAAAGUUUUAUUAUCUGAUGUUGGUAGCAGAUAUAUAUAGUAAUUGUGUGAGCUUUUGAGCCAAGAAUUUAUGUGAUACAGACAUAUUUUCUAUUACGCAGCGCUAGUGUUGUCAAACAAUUCAUUUCAACGUACGUAUGUAUUGUGGUGCCCUCUC